This is a messenger RNA of Trichomonas vaginalis G3, 306 nucleotides long. Its product is annotated as protein of unknown function (DUF3447). The transcript has a single exon. Bases 1 to 306 code for a protein of 101 amino acids. The record is from RefSeq and is a predicted model, not a curated record. NCBI's taxonomy places the organism in Eukaryota, Parabasalia, Trichomonadida, Trichomonadidae.
AUGUCUGAUGAAGACAUUGACCUAAAUAAAUUCAAUGAAUUGCAAAGUAUCUACAAAUACUGCAUAGAUUUGUAUACUGCAUUGUAUCAGCUAAAAACUGAAAAAGAAGAAGAAUUAAACUCAAUUUACAAAAAUAUCAGAGUAGUAUUGAUUGAUUCAAAUAAAAAUUCUCCACAAAAUAUACUCAAAGAUAUUUUAGAUAUCAUUCCGUAUAAUAAUCGCUAUACAAAGUCAUAUUUAUAUCUUGCCAAACUCAUAUCUGAUGAAUAUCAAGUCAAAGAGAUCAGCAAUGUUAUAUCUAUCUAA